AUGGCAAUGAUCUUUCUAACAAAACGCGUGGAAAGGAAGGUGGAAAUUAACAGCAAACUGGUGAAGAAUAUGAAUGAUCAAAGACAUGACGUAACUGAUAUAGGGGAUGCUUUUCCAUCCGACGCUCUCUUAUUAUGGAGGAUGACUAGCUUAGUCACAGUUCACAAAAUGCCUCAGAUGUCUUGA
Molecule: messenger RNA, 186 nt
Organism: Dovyalis caffra
Lineage: Eukaryota; Viridiplantae; Streptophyta; Magnoliopsida; Malpighiales; Salicaceae
Source: the annotation of a GenBank genome assembly